Messenger RNA from Lottia gigantea (owl limpet), 2193 nucleotides. RefSeq lists its product as hypothetical. Lineage: Eukaryota; Metazoa; Mollusca; Gastropoda; Lottiidae. The record is from RefSeq and is a predicted model, not a curated record. Gene Ontology annotation, biological process: carbohydrate metabolic process. Gene Ontology annotation, molecular function: catalytic activity. The transcript is spliced from 10 exons. The coding region runs from base 79 to 2022 and encodes 647 amino acids.
UUACCUGAUGACACCAAGGCACUACCAGAAGUUGGAAAUGGUCAUAUAGCUACAGUAGUAAAAAGUGAUACUAUUUAUAUGAACGGGUUAUAUAAUGGUACCAGUAUUAAAAGUCAUCGAGCCAGGAUCCCAGCCUAUAUCAAUAUCGGUAUCGACUCCAUAGAGCAGUCUACGCCCUUUGUUUAUCUGUUUGUACUUCCAGGAAUGUUCCAAGAGAUCCUGCUGUAUGACAAGGUCAGAGUUGAGAUCCAAACCUACUGUCAUAGAGAGUACUCAAGAGUUCUGGUAGUGAGUGUAGAGGUAGAGAGAAUGGGUUCUAGUAAAGAAGAUCUAACUGUGAAACUGAAAACCAGCCCCGGGUUGAUCAGUGAAGAUAUUAGAUUUAAACUGAUUAAAUGUGUCGACCGAGUCUGUUCUAAGACAGGAGAGACAAUGGAAGCGGAAUAUCCUGAUAGUAAACCGACGAUUCCAGUUUCUAUAGUGUAUGAUGAAAUCUCAGACAUCGUUCUAACAUCUAAUAUACAUGUUUUAACUGUUUAUUACUUUAUGUCUUGUGGGGUUUCUAUUGGUGAAACUAACAGAUCUUAUGAUAGAGCAAUCAAAGCGUUUGAAGCCGGAACUCUGGUAGAAGACCACGUGAAAGCGUGGGAAGAACUAUGGAAUAAUGGUAGAAUAGAUGUAGAAGGAAACAGAAAUUUAUCAACAUCAAUAUAUUCUUCUCUAUAUUAUUUACUCAGUUCAGUUCCCUCACACCCAGACCAAUACAACUGGCCCUUUAUGGGGAUGUCACCUACUGGACUAGCUCAUGGUGUUGACGAGGAUGUAGACUAUGCUGGCCAUGUGUUUUGGGAUCAAGAUACCUGGAUGUUCCCGUCUAUAAUGUUAUUACACUCUACUAUUGGUAAAAUCCUGGUACAAUCGAGGCUAGAUAAACUGACGACAGCUCGACUGUUAGCUAAAUAUAGAGGUCUUCCUGGUGCCGUGUUUCCAUGGGAAUCAGCUUAUACAGGUCUUCCAACAUCAAAUUGUCCGAAUUGUUCCCGGUACGAAAUCCACAUUUCAGCAGACGUGUCUUUAGCAUUGCGUCAGUAUCUAUUUUUAACCAAUGAUAGUGAUUUUCUGGAGCAUGGUGGAACUGAUACACUGAUGGAUUUGGCUACUUUCUGGGCGGCACGAGUCACUCUCAACCCAGAUACCAAACUUUAUGAAAUACAUGAGGUUAUGGGCCCUGAUGAAUGGCAUUUUCCUGUCAACAACUCCGCCUAUACCAACACAGCAGCUCGACUAGCAAUAGAGACUGGAGUAACAGCUAUGAUUAGAAGAGGUCAAAGUCCACCCAGUCACUGGACUGAUAUCAUCAAUAAUAUGUAUAUACCUUUAGAUAAUCAAUAUCAAUAUCAUCCUGAAUAUGAUAGAUAUAGCAGAGGUACGAAUGUAAAACAAGCGGAUGUGAUUCUACUAGGAUAUCCUCUGAUGGAUAAAACUUUAACAAAAGACGUGCAGGAAAAUGAUCUCAAUUACUAUGCUCAAGUGACUCCCCGAGGUCCAGCAAUGACUUGGAGUAUGUUCGCCAUUAAUUUCCUGGAAGUCGGAAACUCGACUUUAGCUGAGAAAUAUUUCAUCAAACAAUCUGAUAACAUUUUACCUCCCUUUAAUGUGUGGACAGAGAAUGCUGAUGGAAGUGGUGCCGUUAAUUUCCAUACCGGAAUGGGGGGAUAUCUACAAUCUAUUUUAUUUGGUUAUGGUGGAAUCAGGGUUCUAGAAGACAGGUUGAACUUUGACCCCCAGUUAAUGUCGUCUGUUGCCUCGUGGAAUAUAACAGGACUAGAUUAUGGCGGGAAUAGUUUUGAUAUGAAGUUUGAUAGAGAGAAUAUGUUUAUAACGUUGACUAAAUCUCAACAUCCGGUAGCUGUAUAUCUCUACCACACCCAGGCUCAAGAACAAUGUUUUCCCCACAAGACUUUAUCUUACCCCAGACAGAAGGCUGCUUUUAAACUUUUACCUGUGAUCGAAAUAGUGUGAAAAGUGCUUUGUUCUGGUCCUGAGCGUAAUUGAAUCAGUUUGAAAUCAUGUCGGAUAAAAUAUAUGAAGAUGGAAAUGGAAGACACUUUUUUAUGUUUUUUUAUUUGAACAACGAGAAUUACAUAAUUAUGAAAUAUUAUAUAAAUAAAAUAAAAGUAAACAAUCUUCUUU